UCAUUUACUGUUAUUACGGGAUUUUUGGUCAAAAUGCGAUAAUAUUUAUGAAUCUGUGUGCUGUUAUCACGGUCGCUAAAGUAUGAUGGUCAUUUGCUGUUCAAGAAUUUUGGAGUUUAUGGGAUAAUAUUAUAUCCGUUUCCAUGGUAAUACUGUUAAGGGAGGAGUACUAUCUUCAUGUACUGCAACGCAGAAAAAUUGUAAUCUCGAUAUAAAGCCACAUUGGAGAUAGGAGUACAAGAUAUCGUAUUAUAUUCUUGAAUUGAGCAGAGAUAAGUAAUUUGGCCUAUACUAUUUUUAUAUUACUAAUCUGUAAGCAUUUCUUGUAGCUCUAAUCCAGGCUACGCGUUUCGAAUGCUGUGCUGUGACUUCUUUCAUUUAGCCACCCUAUAGUACCCGACAGACAAAGGACCAGUUCCCAAUAGGGAACAGCAGUGUACCCCAUCUUACCUGUAUCGGUACCAGGAGAUACUUUCCCUUAGGUACACGCAACCUGCACAACUAGUGAAGAGAUUUUGAGCUUCACAAGGGUUUAACCUCACCAGGAUCAUGUUUACGCACAUUCACUGGGCAGAAACACAAAGUUAAAUGGGCGUCCUCUCGUAAAGAACAUACUUCAGACUCCCCCAUCAAUGGAUGACAGGGAAGGCAUGUAUUCUCAAAAAAUUUCGAUCUGUCCAAUGCUUCACGUCACCAAUUUUUUUUGUCGUUCACUGGUAAUCAAUUAAAAGUGACCCGGACAAGUGACAAUCAUUAUCGUCACUGAAUCAUCUUAAAACUUUGCAUACCGUGUAGUGUAUUAUAAACAGCAACUACAAGAUUUCUAUUAUCAUAAAUAAACUCUCCCACAACAGAAAAUACUACGAGAUUUGGAACAACAAGCGUCUCCACAGUCACAUCUGUUAUCACCAGUAACGGAAGAGACCAUCUGGGAGACCAAAACGGAGAUUGAAGGAUAAUAUUAAAAAGGAUCCUAAAGUGUCAGGGUAUGAUGUUGCAGACUAGCUUCAUCUGACUCUGGGCAUUCGCAAGAAUCUUGCUAAAAUAUGUUUGGAAUCUGACAGAGAGAUGGAAGCCAUAUUCAAUCUGGUUGAAUCGCAUGCAGUUUCACUUCGCACAAGAACACAUUUAAGAUAUGACCAAGCUAGGUUCAGUGAAGAGGAGUCCAAGCUUGGUUUAAAUGGGCUAUUGGUAAGGCAUGGAGGUGUAAAUGAGCAUAAAGGAGUUCCUGCUAUGUUAGAAAGGCUGUAUGAGCUACCUGAAGAGUGGACUCUGGUGCAGCUGACAUUUGCACAUGACCCAGCAUCACGAUUUACAUCUCACACACACCCAUUUAAGCAUCCGACUCCUCCUGAACUACACAUCACAAGAUUUGAAUGUGGUAAACAUGCAAGAAAGCAUCCUCCAUAUUGCAUUACAAUACCCAUCAAGCAGAAAUUCAGGACUCUGAAGGCAGAGUUACGAACUAUCAUUGAUGAUCACCAGAACCGCCUCAAGUGGGGCCUUCUGACGAAUGAGCAGUAUUACAGGUUUAAAGGAACUUUGGAUAUGAGGAUGAAGAACGUGGUAACAAGGCUACAGAAUGACUGGCUAGGGCACUGGAUUAGUCUUCUGGUUGCUCACUACACUGAGCCUGAAAACGAGGACCAAGUUGCAUCAUUUGUUGACCAGUUGCUGGAUGAAUAUGUGCAGAAUGAAGAUACCUCACUACAAAAAGAGCAACAUUCUGUGACAACCUGGUCCAGAAGAAACAUGUAUCUUCUUGCAAAGGCAUCAGCCUUCCUGCCAGAAUGGGAACUGCGAAAGGGCGUGGCAGACUGUUUGAAGAUACCUGUUGCAGCAACCAAGAACCUAACACAGCAGCUCAGUAAACUUCCUGAUGCAGUGAGACUCCGGACUACAAGGAGGCACCCAGUCAUUCUCCUUCUGGAUGAGGAACUAGAACUGUUUCCGUGGGAAAUGCUGACUGUCAUUCAAGAUCAUCCCGUGUGCAGAGUACCAAAUUUACACAUACUGUAUGCCCUUUACAAAGCCCAUGAAGAUAAUAUCUCAGGGGGAAGACUCCAAGUUGAUGCAGAAUUCGGAUACUACAUUGUGAAUCCUGAGCAGAACUUGCCUCGAAAUGAGAGACGCCUUCGUCCAUUCCUUACUUCACGAGCUCCUAGUUGGAAGGGUACAUUUGGUGUUUUGCCAUCUUCUGAACAGUUCAGAGAUGUGCUUCAGAACUACAGCAUAUUCAUCUAUGCUGGACAUGGAUCAGGCUCACAGUUCCUGCAGGGGGAUGAAAUUCAAAAGGUGAAAGUUCAAGCUGUGACCUUCCUCUUUGGGUGUUCAAGUGUCACGAGCAAGGACCUGGGUGGACAAGUAGAGCCUGCUGGAAUGUGGCAUUUCUAUCAUAUUGCAAGUUGUCCCAUGGUGAUUGGCAACCUGUGGGCUGUGACAGAUGCUGCAUCAGAUGCCAUAACAGUACAUACACUACACACCUGGCUGCCAAGAACACUGGAGAUGGUAGCAGAUGAAGAGCAGGAGAGAGUGCCACCGAAACCAAAUGACAUAAGAGACCCAGACGCUCCAGAAUUAUGGUAUCCAUAUGGUUAUAAAUGGAAGCAAGAACCCGACUUGCUGUAUGCCAUCCACCGUGGGCAUGCUUCUAAUAAACACUACAUGGCAUCAGCUGCUCUGGUUGCUAGGGGACUUCCAGUUGUCAUCAAGGGCAAAGUUGACAAGAGCAUGACAGUACAGCAUCAAGAACAGGAGAGCCUAAUUAAUUUGAAAUAAUUCUUUCCACAAUAUGUUUUAUUUCUACUAAGUUUAAAAAACUGCAAUAUACAUCAAAUUUGUUUAAGAACAUGGCAAUAAAAAGUACCACACUGUAUUAGUAAAUAUAUGAGACUAGUUGGCACAUUU
Messenger RNA from Zootermopsis nevadensis, 2907 nucleotides. RefSeq names its product extra spindle pole bodies like 1, separase (gene Sse). The record is from RefSeq and is a predicted model, not a curated record. Gene Ontology annotation, molecular function: cysteine-type endopeptidase activity. NCBI's taxonomy places the organism in Eukaryota, Metazoa, Arthropoda, Insecta, Blattodea, Termopsidae. Gene Ontology annotation, biological process: proteolysis; meiotic chromosome separation. Gene Ontology annotation, cellular component: cytoplasm; nucleus; mitotic spindle.